ACGUCAGCGUCCUCUUCCGCCCGCUCGGCCCCUGCCAACGAGACAGGGCAGCCGGAGCCGCCGCCAUUGUUGCCGGCCUUUUUUCCCCCUUCUUCCCUUUCACCCGUCCCCGCAGAAUCCGCCGCCAUCCGCCAACAUGGUGAACUUCACCGUAGACCAGAUCCGGGCCAUCAUGGACAAGAAGGCCAACAUCCGGAACAUGUCCGUGAUCGCUCACGUGGACCACGGGAAAUCUACCUUGACGGACUCGCUGGUUUGCAAAGCUGGGAUUAUCGCCUCUGCCCGUGCUGGUGAAACCCGCUUCACUGACACAAGGAAAGAUGAACAGGAGAGGUGCAUCACCAUCAAGUCUACGGCAAUUUCCCUCUUCUACGAGCUUUCGGAGAACGACUUGGCGUUUAUCAAGCAAAGCAAAGAUGGCUGUGGCUUCCUGAUCAAUUUGAUCGACUCCCCCGGCCACGUGGAUUUCUCCUCGGAGGUCACCGCUGCCCUGCGUGUCACCGACGGUGCCUUGGUGGUUGUGGAUUGUGUUUCCGGGGUGUGUGUCCAAACGGAGACUGUCCUGCGCCAGGCCAUUGCCGAGAGGAUCAAGCCCGUCCUGAUGAUGAACAAAAUGGACCGGGCUCUGCUGGAACUGCAGCUUCAGCCAGAGGAAUUGUACCAGACCUUCCAGCGCAUCGUGGAGAACGUCAACGUCAUCAUCUCCACCUAUGGGGAAGGCGAGAGCGGCCCCAUGGGCAACAUCAUGAUCGAUCCAGUUCUGGGCACUGUUGGCUUUGGUUCUGGCUUGCAUGGCUGGGCUUUCACUCUGAAGCAGUUUGCCGAGAUGUACGUGGCAAAGUUCGCCGCCAAGGGUGAAGGGCAGCUGAGCGCGGCUGAGCGUGCCAAGAAAGUAGAGGACAUGAUGAAGAAGCUGUGGGGAGACAGAUACUUUGACCCAGCCACUGGAAAAUUCAGCAAGUCUGUCACCAGCCCAGAUGGGAAGAAGCUGCCGAGGACCUUCUGCCAGCUGAUCUUGGACCCCAUCUUCAAGGUGUUUGAUGCAAUCAUGAACUUCAAGAAGGAGGAGACCGCCAAGCUGAUAGAGAAGUUGGACAUCAAGCUGGACAGUGAGGAUAAAGACAAGGAAGGCAAACCCUUGCUGAAGGCUGUGAUGAGACGCUGGCUGCCUGCUGGGGAAGCGCUGCUGCAGAUGAUCACCAUCCACUUGCCCUCCCCUGUCACCGCUCAGAAAUACCGCUGUGAGCUGCUGUACGAAGGGCCCCCCGACGACGAGGCCGCCAUGGGAAUUAAGAACUGCGACCCCAAAGGGCCUCUGAUGAUGUACAUCUCCAAGAUGGUGCCGACUACCGACAAGGGCCGCUUCUACGCCUUUGGGCGGGUCUUCUCUGGGAUCGUCUCCACCGGCCUGAAGUGCAGGAUCAUGGGACCAAACUACACCCCAGGCAAGAAGGAAGAUCUCUACCUGAAGCCAAUCCAGAGGACCAUCCUCAUGAUGGGGCGCUACGUGGAGCCCAUCGAGGACGUCCCUUGCGGCAACAUUGUGGGGCUGGUCGGGGUGGACCAGUACCUGGUCAAGACAGGCACCAUCACCACCUUCGAGCACGCCCACAACAUGCGCGUCAUGAAGUUCAGCGUCAGCCCUGUGGUGCGUGUCGCCGUCGAAGCCAAGAACCCGGCCGACCUGCCCAAGCUGGUGGAGGGCCUGAAGCGGCUGGCCAAGUCCGACCCCAUGGUGCAGUGCAUCAUUGAGGAGUCCGGGGAACACAUCAUAGCCGGCGCUGGCGAGCUGCAUCUGGAGAUCUGCCUCAAGGAUCUUGAGGAGGACCACGCCUGCAUUCCCAUCAAGAAAUCCGACCCGGUGGUGUCAUACCGCGAGACGGUCAGCGAGGAGUCGGGUGUGCUGUGCCUUUCCAAAUCUCCCAACAAACACAACCGCCUGUACAUGAAAGCCCGCCCCUUCCCCGACGGCCUGGCCGAGGACAUCGACAAGGGCGAUGUCUCCUCCCGCCAGGAGCUGAAGACCCGGGCCCGAUACCUGGCUGAGAAGUAUGAGUGGGACGUGGCCGAGGCCCGCAAGAUCUGGUGCUUCGGCCCUGACGGCACCGGCCCCAACAUCCUGACGGACAUCACCAAGGGGGUGCAGUACCUCAACGAGAUCAAGGACAGUGUGGUGGCUGGCUUUCAGUGGGCCACGAAGGAGGGUGCCCUCUGCGAGGAAAACAUGCGUGGCGUCCGGUUUGAUGUGCAUGAUGUGACCCUGCACGCGGAUGCCAUCCACCGCGGGGGUGGCCAGAUCAUCCCCACAGCCAGGAGGUGUCUCUAUGCCUGCGUGCUGACGGCCCAGCCCCGCCUCAUGGAGCCCAUCUACCUUGUGGAGAUCCAGUGUCCAGAGCAAGUUGUGGGUGGCAUUUAUGGUGUGCUGAACAGGAAGCGGGGUCAUGUCUUUGAGGAGUCCCAGGUGGCUGGCACCCCCAUGUUCGUGGUCAAGGCCUAUCUCCCUGUCAACGAGUCUUUUGGCUUCACGGCUGACUUGAGAUCCAACACAGGUGGACAAGCCUUCCCCCAGUGCGUGUUUGACCACUGGCAAAUCCUUCCUGGGGACCCCUUUGACAACACCAGCCGCCCCUGUCAGGUCGUCGCUGAGACACGCAAGCGCAAAGGGCUGAAGGAAGGCAUCCCGGCACUAGAUAACUUCCUGGACAAAUUGUAAAAAAUGAAAUAAAAUUGAAAUGCAACACCA
Molecule: messenger RNA, 2743 nt
Organism: Rhineura floridana
Lineage: Eukaryota; Metazoa; Chordata; Lepidosauria; Squamata; Rhineuridae
Gene: EEF2
Product: eukaryotic translation elongation factor 2
Exons: 15
Coding region: 137-2713 (858 amino acids)
Biological process (GO): translational elongation
Cellular component (GO): cytosol; ribonucleoprotein complex
Molecular function (GO): translation elongation factor activity; GTP binding; GTPase activity
Source: RefSeq, a predicted model, not a curated record